AUGGGCUUCGCACGGAGCCCCGCGGCCGUGCUCGCUGCUGGCUGGGCGGAGGACCAGGGCCGCAGGGCCGAGAUGGAGGACGGGUUCGUGUUCGUGGACCGGUUCGGGGGGAGGCAGACGAGUGCCUUCUUCGCGGUCUACGACGGCCACGGGGGAAGACAGGUGGUCGACUUCGUUACGCACGAGCUGCACGAGAGCGUGCUGCGGGAGCUGCGGCGGUGUGGUUCGGCGCCCGACGCCAUGCUGCAGGCAUUCCAGUCCACAGACGACGAGAUGGUGCGACGGAACAUCAUGACCUCAGGCUGCACGGCCUGCUGCUGCUUGCUGCAGGAGGAGCGGCACGCCCGGGUGAUCUACACCGCCCACCUGGGCGACAGCCGCGCGGUCAUGGCGCGCGGAGGCAGCGCCACCAGGCUGACAUCCAUGACGGACCACAAGGCCACCGACCCACUGGAGGCCAAGCGAGUGAUCGAGGCGGGCGGGCAGAUCGUUAACGACCGCGUCAACGGGAUGCUUGCCAUGACCCGCGCGUUGGGGGACCACAUUCUGAAGACCCCCGUGUUGCCCAACGAUGUCGUCAGCAACGUGCCCGACAUCACGUCCACCGACCUCUCGGGCCAGGACAGCUUUGUGAUCUUGGCUUGCGACGGGCUCUGGGAUGUGAUCAGCGACCAGGACGCGGUGGCACUGGUCUGCGAGAGUCUGCAGGAGCUGCGGCCCCUGCUGCGGCGGCUGGAGGCGGAGGGCCGGUGCGCGGCCGAGAUCCUCGCGCGCAUGCUGGUGGAGGAGGCCCUGGUGCGGGGCUCCAGCGACAACGUCAGCUGCGUCGUGAUCUUCCUGUGA
Prorocentrum cordatum is the source of this 843-nucleotide messenger RNA. The record is from the annotation of a GenBank genome assembly. Lineage: Eukaryota; Dinophyceae; Prorocentrales; Prorocentraceae.